This is a messenger RNA of Centruroides sculpturatus (bark scorpion), 1280 nucleotides long. RefSeq names its product synaptic vesicle glycoprotein 2C-like. The transcript is spliced from 6 exons. Bases 232 to 1074 code for a protein of 280 amino acids. Gene Ontology annotation, molecular function: transmembrane transporter activity. Gene Ontology annotation, biological process: transmembrane transport. The record is from RefSeq and is a predicted model, not a curated record. Gene Ontology annotation, cellular component: membrane. NCBI's taxonomy places the organism in Eukaryota, Metazoa, Arthropoda, Arachnida, Scorpiones, Buthidae.
CGUCGCUCGGUACCAGCAGACUUAUUGCUUUUUAUCGAAGUUAUGAACGACGUACUCGACGUGCGAGACUUAAAUCAACAUUCUCCACGUCUCUGCUAUGGAAGUGGAGUGUAAAAUCUUCUUCCUUUUUAAUUUCUGUGAGUUUGUGAUAUCGAUUUCUGCUAUGGCAUCGCCGAGAAAUGAUCUUCGUUAGCAGUUUUAGAUAGAACAACUCAAGAGAAAACUAAGAAAAUGUUGCGAAGUAAAGAAGAUUCGGAGAGCGAAUCGUUGGUUAGUAAAGAAGUUCCUGCCAGUUCUUAUACAGAAGAAGGGGGGAGGACGAGUGCGGGUGAUACUCAUGGAGAUAUUAGAGAGAUGGAUUAUGUAGAUACAGACGUGUCUGUUCUCUCUCAAUUUCACGAAGAUGCCAUUUCUCAGGCUGGAUUCGGGAUGUUCCAAUGGCUUUUAUUUUUUGUGGUGGGAUUAGGAUUGAUGGCAGAUUCUAUAGAAAUUUUUUCGGUAGCUUACAUUCUUCCCAGUGCCGAAAAAGAAUUGUGUAUGGAAGAUUACCAGAAAGGAUGGUUAGGAGGUAUAUCUUUCGUGGGAAUGAUGAUCGGAGGGAUCGUCUGGGGUAAUUUAGCAGAUAGAAUGGGAAGGAGAAGGACGCUCCUUUCUGCCCUUUGUACAAACGCAAUAUUUGCCAUACUCACGUCAUUUAUGCCCAAUUACGGCCUGUUCAUGGUCAGUAGACUCUGCAGUGGCAUCGGAGUGGGAGGUUCCCUGCCAAUAGUUUUCACGUAUUAUUGCGAAUUUUUGGACAAGAAGAACAGAGGACGUCAUCUCAGUUGGAUGCUAAUGUUCUGGGCUUUUGGAGGGGUCUUCGUCUCUGUAGUCGCUUGGGGGAUUAUACCCAAAACUGGUUUCAGCAUUCUUGUAUCACAUCAUUUGCAUUUCAAUAGUUGGAGGAUAUUUCUUAUAAUAUGUGCCAUUCCCGCACUCCUCGCAAUAAUUGGUUUAUGUUUCUUGCCAGAAAGUCCCAGAUUUUUGUUAGAAGUAAGUCUCGUGUAUAAAAUUUUCCAUAAUUAUAAUACGUGAGCCCAAAAUUCAGUUAACCAGUGGGAGCGCGUUAAUCAACCCGCAGACCGUUCUUUAAAAAAACGCGUGUAUCUCGGUUAAGCGACUUUUGGGCCACCCUGUAGAUAAAUUCUAGCAAUAAUUUUUGCACCAAAGAGUCAAAUUCCACACGUUUUAUGACUUUUAUCGUGUGUGAUAAAGUUAAUUUUAAUUAAGUAAAAAAAGAA